AUGCCUAGGGGCAACAAGAGCAAGGGCCGCUCCAGGGCCAAAAGGCAGCAGACUAGAGGAGGAAGCCAGAAUCUCCAGGGGGGCCAGCCCACUGUGGAGGAGGAGGAAAGAGCAUCCCCCCUUCUUGACCAGAGAAAUGCCCCUAGCUCCCCUGAUGUCAGCACUCCUCAGGAGUCCCAGGAGGCUGCAUCCUAUGGCUCUCCUGAGUUAGAUGUUCCCUGCUCAGUUCAUGAUGCUGAGGGUUCUGAUGUUGGUGUUGGAGGUUCUAUUGCAGGUGCUAAGGAAAGAAGUGCAUAUGCCUCCAAGAUAGCAGCUGCAAUUCAAUCUGCACACAGAGAUCCUCUGACCAGGAAGGCCACUGUGUUGAUGUGGAUGGAGACGUUUAAGGUUAUAGAGCCCUUCACACAGGCAGAUAUGUUGAGAGUUAUCAGCAAAAAGUACCGGGUGCACUUCACUGAGAUCCUCAGGAGAAUCUCUGUGCGCUUGGAGUUGGUCUUUGGCCUUGAGUUGAAGGAAAUUGAUCCUAAUUCUCAAUCCUAUAUGCUUGUGGGCAAGCUGGGUCUCUCCACUGAGGGAAAUCUGAGCAGCAGUAGUGGGUUACCCAAGACAGGGCUCCUGAUGACUCUCCUGGGUGUGAUCUUUAUGAAGGGGAAUCGUGCCACUGAGGAAGAAGUGUGGGAAUUCCUAAAAGUAGUGGGGAUAUAUCCUGGUAAAAGUCAUGUAAUCUUUGGAGAACCUCGGGAAUUUAUCACCAAAGAUUUGGUGGAGGAAAAUUAUGUGGUAUACCGCCAAGUUCCUGGCAGUGAUCCCCCAAGCUAUGAGUUUCAGUGGGGUCCCAGAGCCUAUGUGGAAACCACCAAGAUGAAGGUCCUGGAAGUUAUAGCUAAGAUAAAUAAUACUUCCCCUAGUUUCUUCACUAGUAUGUAUGAGGAGGCUAUGAUUGAUGAGGCUAAUAGAGCAAUGAGGAGAGUUACAGUCAUGCCUGGCCAAUUUGUGGAUGUCAGGGAUGUCAGGACUCAUCGCAGAUCCAUGGCCCAUACCUCCUCUUCUAAGUAG
Molecule: messenger RNA, 1056 nt
Organism: Mus caroli (Ryukyu mouse)
Lineage: Eukaryota; Metazoa; Chordata; Mammalia; Rodentia; Muridae
Source: RefSeq, a predicted model, not a curated record